Molecule: messenger RNA, 765 nt
Organism: Dalotia coriaria
Lineage: Eukaryota; Metazoa; Arthropoda; Insecta; Coleoptera; Staphylinidae
Product: carboxypeptidase N catalytic chain-like
Exons: 3
Coding region: 142-765 (207 amino acids)
Biological process (GO): protein processing; peptide metabolic process
Molecular function (GO): metallocarboxypeptidase activity; zinc ion binding
Source: RefSeq, a predicted model, not a curated record
ACUAUUGUGCAAUCUCCUGUGGCGCGCAACAAAAAUUUACGAUGUCCCUCAUAUAGGAAUUAUCUUUGUUUUAAAUUCCUUUUUUAUUCAUAAUCCAAUAUCGGAACAAAUAAACAAACAGUUGAUAGUGCAGAUUGCACAAUGAAAAGUGCAAAAAUGAUACUGCUAUUUUUAGCCGUUACUGGCUACAUUACUUCUGCGACUGCGUAUAGUCUACCUAAAGAAGAUGAAUUUGAAUAUAAACACCAUGACAACAAUGAAAUUGAGAUGAUUCUGAAGAGUAUUCAUCGCAGAUGUCCGGAAAUUACUAAACUUUUCUCUUUAUCUGAACGCUCGGUACUCGGACAGAAAAUAAACGGAAUUAUUUUUGGUAAUGUUCCGUCUAGACAUCAACCAAUGACUCCUGAAGUGAAAUACGUGGGUGCUACUCACGGGAAUGAAGUCGUUGGUAAAGAGGUUUUAAUUCGAUUGGCUCACUAUCUGUGCGAAUCAUUUAGGAGUAACGACGCAGAGGUGCGCAGAUUGCUCCACUUGACACGCAUUCAUAUCUUGCCAGUUUUAAAUCCAGAUGGUUCUGAACUAGCAGCAGCAGCUUCGUACAAAGAAAGAAAUGAAAUCAUCGGUAGAGCUAACUAUAACUCCGUGGAUUUAAACAGAGAUUAUCCAAAAUUAGAUAAAAUUUGGUUUGCGAAUCAUCAAAUUACCCCGUGGAAUAAUCAUCACUUAUGGUAUAAUGAAACUGAAAUACUACCCAUGGUAAGAUAA